Messenger RNA from Paramuricea clavata, 17941 nucleotides. The record is from the annotation of a GenBank genome assembly. Lineage: Eukaryota; Metazoa; Cnidaria; Anthozoa; Malacalcyonacea; Plexauridae.
AUGGGUGGACACAUUUUGAAAGACUUUAAUUUUUUUAGAUUUAUAUUCUGGGCAGAUCUUGGCAAGGAGGUUUCUAUAUCUCGAGCAAACACGGACGGUAGUUCUCAUUCAAAGAUUGUCACGUCAGGAAUGAAGUGGCCCAAUAGCUUGACAGUUGAUCACGUGGCUAAACAUUUAUACUGGGCCGAUUAUCUUCAGCAACGAAUUGAGCUGUGUGACUUCAAUGGAAAAAACAGACGACAGUUGGUAACCACAUUGGCUGGUCCAUCGUCCCUCACUUUGUUUAGUAGGUUUGUGUACUGGUCUGAGUGGCAGCCAAACGUUUUGAGAAAAAGUGGUAAAACUCAAGAUGGUCUUGCUAUUACAGUGAUGAAUGGCUUGAAGCGAGUAACUGGAAUUCAAGCCGUAAACCUUCGAAAAGUUCCAGGUUUGUAAAUUAAACUUGUCGGUGUUUUAACAAACCUGGUCCAGUUUGAAUGAAACUUUUCUAAAUAUGGAUAAAAUUACAGUUGCGUCAACAUAUCCCACGUAAUACUUAUGGUGUAUAAUAUUAAGUAAGUAGGUCAAAAAGGCCUUUAUAUAGGGGCUACUGGGCCCAAUAAAAAAUACCUGUUGUUCCGGUUUCAUAUCAUGAAAAAAUUAGGAUUGGUAGGUCGGAAAUUAAUUUUCUUUUGAAUGUUUUUUUCAUAGUGCUAUUUCAAUCUCUAGAUGAAUGCUAUCCUUUCCUAUUAUCUUGUGUAAAAAUAAUAUUAUGAUCCUUUCUUUAUCGUGUGUUUCUGGUGGAAUGUUCAGGACGUGUGGCUAUAGAUAAAAAAAUAAUCAGUGUUUGGUGUCCUUAUUAUUCAAUUUAGUAUCAAAAAGCGAGUGCGAACGGAACAAUGGCAACUGUAGUCAUUUCUGUUUGAAGAAUUCAGUUGGCAUUUCCUGUGCUUGUCCAGUUGGUCUGAAGCUGCGCGACGAUGGCCAAACCUGCAAUAAGAGUAAGUGCAAAUAUUAUCUAUGUGGACUCCUUAAAGUAAAGUUUGUUCUUGGUUUCAUAGGCUCCUCGCCGGCUAGUUCCUUAUGGGAUACAAGGAUUUAGACAGGAUCUCGUAGGCGUCCAAUUUUGGGAUUUAGCUUGCAACUUAACAAUAGAGACCUUAAGAUGCGGGUAGGCAAAGCGAUGACCAUUGAUAAAACAACCUCACUGAAAUAAUGAUUGUAUAUAUGUUAUUACCGGCUGGGAAGUCCGGAUAGAAAAAUAUUCAUGGAAGAUCAAAAACAUCUUCAUGGAAGAUAUAAAAAUCAAAAGGAAGAUAUAAAAAUCUAAUGUAAACUGAUGCCUUAUUUUACCUUUUAAGGAGUUCUUUCAAUCCAAACGUACUUAAAUUAUGUUUCUAAUACCUUUAAAAGAACGAAAUCGUGCAAAUUCAGUGAAAUCCAGUUACAAACUUGCUUCCAUUGUUAGCCAAAUACGUUAUUUAUUGGAAUUGCCUCCAAUGUCUCUGUCAAUGACUAAUGGGAGACAUUUUAGUAGACAUUUAGGAAAUGGCAGACAAAAAUGAAAAUAUAUUAAAUUGUAAAAUAUAAAGACCUGGUGUAUAUGAUCACUACCUGAACUAUUUUUCCAAUUCAAGCCAUCAAGUACAGUAUACAAUACCCACUGUAAAUCUGGGAGUGUUACGACAACGCGCAAUUUUAUCGGUGUAAUUUUUUGCAGCUGUGUGGACAAAGGCUUGCAAUUGGUGUUAACUUACACCUUUUCUGUGUUAUAGAUGUAGCUGUGUGAACACCAUUCCAGUGUUAUUAAUUUACAUAUUAAAGCACGUUGACACUUUCGUGGAUUUUUUUGCAAUGUACAGACUGUUAUUAGCCGUCCGAAUGGCAUUCUGUUUCAUGUAGCCGUCCAAAUUUUAAGAUAUAGUACUGUAGUUUGAAUGGCCGUUCUUAAGUCUGACUAAGACUAUCUGACCAUGGUGUAUUGACAUUUAAUCUACAAGAAACGAAACAGAACUAAAUUUAAUGCAAUCCACUAUCAAUAAAAUUUAAUUUUUUUAUUAAUUAACUCAUGCUUAUAACUAUAGGCCCUAAAAGAUCAAUAUUCUACUCCACUGGCGGAAAAAUGAAGAGAAUUUCCUUGGAUACAGACGACCUGACUGGUUUUAUAUUACCUGUUAAGUUCGUCACCAUCACAGAAAACUUUGCUUUUGACGUAACUACAAAUCAUAUAUACUGGACCGAUGGCACCAAUAUAUAUUCAUCACUUACCAAUGGCUCAAGUAGGUGCAACUAUAUAUUAGAACCUGUUUUGUCAAUCUGGUUAAAUAAAUGAUUGUAGCUAUUCGCCAUAAAAUUACACAUACUACCCAACUAAAUAUAUCCUGGAUACAAGCUACUAAUUUUGUUAGAAUUGUUGUCAGCCUUAUAUAAACAUGAUAUGAACAUUUCCCCCAUUUUUUAUGCAUCACUUAAAAGUACCUUGAAAAUGAUGAAGAAUGGCCUCGACAAUUUAUUCACAGCUCAUCUCAUUUCCAACUUAUCGGGUAUUUUGUAUUUUUGUGUUAUGACAUCACUGGUUAUAAGGAUGCCAGCAAAAAGAAUAAAGUUUAAUAUCUCAGAAGUGAUUCAACGAAAUUAAAUGAAAUUCGGUACAGUUAAUAAGUGCACCUAAGUAAACAUUCUGGAAUGUUUAUGUGGUUGUCAUACCAAAACACUAGUUACCAGGUCUCUCUGUCCUGUUUGUUCAAUUCUUUGCUUCCAACAAAAAGGAGAAGAAUUUUUGUGAUUUUCAUUUAUUCUCAACGUUUUUAUAGGUGCUGUGGUGAAUAUAAACUACUGAGUUAAAUAAACUUUUCGUUCCAGAGUGUCUUCGGUAGACGUUACAUCAAAAUAACAAGAGAGAGACUUGGUAACUAGUGCGUUGCUAUGACAACCACAUAAACGUUUCAAAAUUUAAGUGCACUUACUAACUGAACCAAAUUUUAGUUAAUUUCGUUGAAUCAAUUCUGAGAUAUUAGACUUAUCCUUUUUAUUGGCAUCCUUAUGCACAACCAGUGACAUCAUAACACAAAAUACAAAAUGUCGAUAACUAGGUAAUGAGAUGAACUGUGAAUAAAUUGUUAAGGCCAUUCUUCAUCAUUUUCAACCUCGUACUCAGGCUUUUCCUCUUGGCGAGGGGAGAAAAGACCCUGGUAGACGCUGGUCACGUGAUCUGCUAAAAUGUAGCAGAAUUUUAAUUAGCAAUCCAAGAUGAGGUCAAUAAAUAUUUGAUAUUUGGAUAAUUUUUGUAGUUUAAUUUAUAAUUUGUUUUUUGUAUGAAUGUCGUAAAGGAGUGCAGAUCACGUGACCAGCGUCUACCAGAGUCUUUUCUCCACAAGAGGAAAGACCCUGGGUACGAGGUUGUAUUAUUUUCAAGGUACUUUUAAGUGAUGCAUAAAAAAUUGGGUAGAAAUUUUCAUGUCAUGUUGCACUUUAAAUUAAGUAACUGGAUUCAGGGUAGCAACGUGACUGUUCAUACACCUAAGAACACCCAAGACCUUGCGUCAUAGUCCAACAAAUAAACAAUUGAAUAAACACUUGCGAAACAAACGUUAUAUCGUUCCCUUUGCUACAACACAUUUCUCGACCAAAGCCAUCUCAUUCUCUUGGACGAUGAUCGUCUCCCCUUAAAGGGCUCAAACAACAUCGUAUUUCGUAUUUGUGCGUAUUGUAUAUUAUUGCUCAUUAUUCUAAUCUUUUGUAGAUACUAAGACGGUCAUCACCUCCACUACGUCAUCCAUCAAAAGUCUAUCAGUGGACUGGAUUUCUGGAAAUUUGUUUUGGACUGAUUUCUUGAACGGAAAGAUAAAGAUUUCCAACUUGGAUGGUUCACUUGGUGCUAAUCUUAUGUCUCAUGGAUUGGAAACGCCACGUGACAUAGUUGUUGAUCCAAUGAAAGGGUACGUUUUUGUAAAUUUUUUGGUUACAUUUUUAUACAUUAAUUUAAAGUGCUAUUAACCCAAAUUUGACUUUUUGCAUGUGUGAUAUUUGGUCGCUCUGACACCUCUGAGAAGGAAUAUAAUCUAAUAUAUUUUUGUUGGCAAAGAAAAGCACAAUCUUGAUCAACUUUUUUCGUCGGUUAAUUAACUAAUUGACUAUAACUAUAACUCAAAUCCGUGCAGAGUAAAAUUACAUCAGUUUUGACUUUCAGACUCCUCUUUUUCACCGAUACUGGAAGAAAGGUUAUCGAAAGAUCUUAUACAAAUGGCCAGUCACGCAUUGUGAUAGCUAGCAGAGGUAUCUAUUACCCAGUUGGACUUGCAGCGGACUUUGACACAGAGUUCUUGUAUUGGACUGACUCAAUGUAUCACACCAUUGAAAGAUGUACUUAUGACGGUCGGAGAAGAUUUACUGUGGUUAACAGGGUAGGUGAAUACCAAGUUACUAAGCUUGUCCUAGUCGUAUUUGAAAUUGCAUUGCCCAAACCAACUUUGGCACCGACUUAUAUUCGCGGCGUGGGUGUGUUAGUCUGUUGGUUUGUUAUAUUCUGUUCCUUUGUUAUUCUGUUAGUUUUUUCGGAAUCAUAACCUUGGUUAUUUAUUCAAAAAGAGUAUACCUUCGCGCUUGUGGUGCAGUUGUAACGCGCAUGCUCCAGAGCACCAUACUCUAGUACUAUUAUGUCUGCUUCAUUUAUACCGUUAGGUCAAUCCGGCGCUCGACACUGAGCAUUUUAUAGCGUUCUAAACAAAAAAAAUAGUGUUAUAAAUUAAGCCAAAGUAAAAAUUUUAAUAAAUGUUUGAGAUGACCUCUUUAAAUAUAGCUAGUUAAGUAGCUAAUGUUAUUUCCUUUGGAAGUUUCUGCCCUUUCGUGAUUGUCCUUGGAUAGAAGGAAUACUUAUAGUAAUCAACAAACAACAACGAUCAACAUCGCAAGAAUGACGUACUUUUUAAGAAAAAAUAAUAUUCGAAUACUUUGAACUUGUAUACUCGAAAUGUGAGUUAUUGCAAACAAGACAAAACUGGUAUUCGACCAUAUUUGUAUCACAAUCACAUUUUAUUUCACCAACGUACGACGAAAUCGCGACCCAGCUUGUAAUGAGAAACUCCUGGCCUUUAAUAGAUUCACCACUAAUAACACCACACUAACGUUAAUAACAUUGAAGAAACUAUAACAAGCGAAACGAGCAAAAUCAUGUUCGUUACCAGAACUAGUUGCAUAUAAUUCGUCUAUUAUAGGACGUGCACGCAUUUGGACUGGCAGUACUGGGAUCAUAUGUGUAUUGGACAGACAACCGACAACAUGCGUUACUGCGCGCUGACAAAGAGACUGGAAGCCAACGUAGCCUUCUUGAUGAACAUCUUGAAAUUCCAUUGGCAGUUGCAGCACUUUCAAUAAGAAAAAAUCCAGGUACUAACUUUAACCGGGUUGAAAGUGCAUAGUGUAUGUAUGAGCUUCCCCUCAAACUCUUCCGCAAAUGAAAAGCUCACGAUCUAAAAACAGAUGGCAAUUGGGUGGCCGAUUCGGUUUCGACAGACCGCUUUAACGGUUGCUGGGAAUACGCCUUUCUCACGCGGGUCUGUCUUCCCUCGUUUAAGAAUCAAGACAAUUAAAACAAGGUGCAAACUAUUAAGUGAUUUUUCAAAAAUGUAACUGUAAAUUUAUCAUUAUACACACAACUACAGUGAUUAAAAGUCCCAUUUCGCGGUGCGUGCAACCUCAGAGGCAGUACCUCCAAAAUCGCGGAUAAACCGAGCAAGAGAAAGGCUAAUCCACAUAUCCACCGAGGGUUUUAUCAUGGAGACGCAAUUUGAUAAUAUCAUGUGGUAUAAUGGUUAGUUCGUAAAGUUUACUUUCGAAAUUUUCUGGUUUCGCACUGUAAUUAUGGUACUCGGAGAAGAUGCUAAUUUUGUGGCAACCAAACCAAACUAGUCUGUAAUCAUCAUUUCACGCAUGAUAUCAAACUGGAAAUAUAUGAAACAACGUCAUGAUUUUUUAAGUAAAACAAAAACAUGUCAAAUUGGUUUAAUUAUCAGCCGAUGAUAAAAACAUGAGCAAAUUUGUCUUCAUUAAUAUACUGGUAUCAUAACGGAAUAGCCUGCUCUUACUCGUGAACGUGGUGCAAAAUAUACUGGGCUUUUUAGUACGAAUCGUUUCACCCUCCCAUUUCACCCUUCUCAGGACGCCCAGGAGUUGUGAAAAUUUUCUUUAAUAACAUUGGUAAUUUUCAUUUCUAGAAACAAGUUCUUGCUUUAAGAAUGGAAACUGCAAAAAUCUUUGCUUACCAACUCCAAAUGGUCGCUCCUGUGCCAGCGUGUGCGAUGGAAAGUUGUAUUUAAAAGGUGAGAAUUUGACAAAAGUAAAUCAACGAGGUCAAUAUUGUACUAUCUCCGAUACAAGUAUACUGCAUUAUCAUCUCAGAAAGGCAUAAUAAUUGAAAAAGGGAUUGAUUUGGUCAAAUAUCAAGAUUUUUGUGGCAUCUCACUCGAAUGAAUAAUAUUUGAUGGGCAUUGUAAAUGGAAAUUGUCGAGUGAAAAUUUAUAUUCAUUUAUUAGACCUAACCAGGAACAGAAGCGAAAAAUGCAACUUUAGGUCCCUGGCAGGAAUUGAACCUGCAGCUCUGCAAUGAUUUAAUGAUUUAAUAAGAUUCGGCUACUAUUUAAAUACAACAUAUAGAGCCAGGGAAUGCGCCACAGGUUUCCCCAAUUACGGCGAUCCCAUAAAAUUCAAAUUCGUUUGCGCGCACUCCGGAUUCGAACUCACGACCCUCAGCAUACACGCUGGGUGUUGUUCCCCUGCGCCACCACGUCGUACAAAAAUGCUGGUGCAGCGCUCUGACCAACUGAGCUAUAUACAGAGGUCAGUUGUCGAGCUCUAAUCACAAGUUCAUGUAUAUUUACUAGGAUACUGCCAUAUAUACCAGGGUAAUACCAACCAUUGAUUUGGUUAGUCUGCCAUUUCAAGCUCCUAUUUGUCAUAUGUUUACCCAUUGUUAUCAUAUGCUUACCCAUAAAAGGACUAUAUCUGCAAAUUGAAAAUUAUUGUUUGAGUUAUAUAUGCGUGCUAUGACGGAAGCGUGUACAUUGAUUUUUUGUGGCCACAAAACUGGAAUUGGAAUGAUGCCAUGAGGUCCCCCUUCUAGAGGAUAUCUUCACGUUAUGAAAUCUAAAGCUCCGUGCCAAUGUCUCCUCGAGAUUAACUGAGAAAUAGUGAAGACAAAUUUCUAGGCGUAGCAGCACGCGCAUGGUAUCCAUGUAUUAUCCGAGCAUUUUGGUAUAUUGGUUCAUGACUACUAGAUAUUAUAAUGCAUACGAACAUUGAGUUUCAAAAAUACAAAUUUUUCAGGUUCGACUCUUCUUGUUCGUACUGGCCCUCUUUGGAGCCCAUUAUUUUCUGCCAUAUCAAAUCGUCACCCAUAUUUACCUGCUUUGCAGUGUAUAUACGUUCUGUGUGUGCAGAAGCAGCACAGCAGAGAUGAUCAUUCCUACAAGAAAAUGGCGUAACCUGUUAUCUGAUGCUUUUAUUCGUAGAUUCGUGCGAUAUUCAGAAAAUUACCCCAAAACCAACACAGAUAAAGUCUUCAAUAAGGUAUGUUCCCCAUCAUCAAACUGUCAUAGUUAUUGUGAAUCUACCUUGGUUGGUAUGCAUUGUCGAAAAUAUAAAACACAUGUGACAAAAAAUUUCGAAAACUACAUUUAGUAUGUGUAAACAUAUUCUUAUUGAAUCGAUUCGGAAUUACACACCACAUUCUAUAGUAACUAUUGUCAAAAAGCGGAACAUAGACAAAACAAUUUGAGAUAUUUUAUAACAUUUUGUUACUUUUAGAACUCUGUAAAUCUCAUUCUAAAGUGCAGCAAAUGGCAUUUCAGAGACUCUAAUUAUAAAAAUUUUCCGGGGGCAUACCUGUACCUCCAGACCCCCCUAAAAGAAUGUGUUCCCCUCACUUCUGCAUGGAGCCGCUCCGACGCCCCUGCAAAAAGUGUUUGAUAUACUGUCGGUGAUUUUCAUUAUACUGCAGUUCGGUGCACAAGAAGAGCAUUUACCCAAUAGAAUUUCAUCACUUGCCCACCAUCUGCCUUUGUGCUAAAGUCUCAUGGGAUUGCUUGAAAGUCUCCUGAAUAUUCGUGAAAUUAUAGAUAUAUUUUCUAUUGCAUGUAGCUGCAGAUUGGGACAUGACAGCAAAAACUGUAGUGAUGGUUCAGUAAAAAAUGUUACAAAAGGUAAAUAAUUCGAUAAGGCUUAACUAAGUCUACUUUUUUGCAGUUUUAUCUAAUAACAAUGAUUCAGAAGUGGAUCUUCUUUUUUUAAUUAUAUUCCACUAAUCUUUUUCUUUUAGGAAAGGAAACAAUGAAAAUAGCGUACGUUGUAGGAGGGAUUGUUUUUGUAGCAUUUAUCGUAACCAUGUCCGUCCUUGUAUUUCUAUGUCACAGGUAAGGCUGUUAUACCACUAAUACCAGCGCUAUUUUUGGGCAAAUAUAGACUGCUAGAACUGGUCAGCAACGUUAUACCGGCUACGGUUAGAGUUUUGCACAGUGGUGGAUCCAGCAAGUAUUUCGUAGGGGGAGGGAGGGUGCUGGGCCAUCAGCCAAUCACACUGAGCCAAAGGCGUACUGUCAUGAAAGUGCACCUAGUAGUUUCUGUACAAUUUACAGAUAUGUUAACUGAUAAAUAAAAUUUAAUAAGUAAAAUGUAAAUACCCGAGACAUCAACAGUCAACAUCACACAAGAGAUCAGCCUGCGAAUAUUAAUUAUUAUUAUUAAGCAAUUAUUGGAUGAGGCUGAGCAUGAUAUCAAGAAUUAUUCAGACCGACGUCAAUGUUAUCUGCCGAAGCGAAGCUGAGGCGGAUAACAUAGACCGAGGUCUGAAUAAUUCUUGAUAUCAUGCGAAAGCCGAAUCCAAUAAUUGUUUUAUUAUACAUUUAAAGACAUGAGAAACGUAUAAAACGAUUCCUGUUCAUGAGGUAGGAAAAGUACAAUUUGAAUAUCAGACACCUUGCACAAAGUCAAAGCCAGUCUCGUACCCAGAGUCUGGGUACGAGAUUGAGUCAAAGCCUCAAAGGUCAGCUAUUCUAUUUCUACUUCUAUUUACCCCUUUGUGGCUUUUUUUCGUGCUUUCACUAUCCUUAUCUGCCGAUAAUUUGGAGAGUUCGCUUUCAUUCAGCGAAUGAAAUCUGCUGUAGGCCAUUGUUUGUUUGUUUUUUUGCGCGCUUAUAGGUUCAAGCUUUUGGCCGCGCAAGGGCUUGGGCACGAGAGAGUCCAAUAAUUUUUUUUUUUGGAUGCAAGUUCGAUCCAAAAAAACAAUUAUUGGACGCUGAUGACGUCAUCGGCGGAAAAUACGUAAUAAAUGCCGAAUACUGAAAAUUAGCCGGUGCUUUCCGACCAAUUAGAAACGAGAAUACAUAUUAAAUGUAUAAUAAUAUUUAUUUAAAAAGUUUCUGGUUUCUGAUUGGCUAACAGCCAACUGUGAAUUUGUCAUAUCAACUCAAUGGCUAACCAAAUAUGGAUUUUUCACAUUCACAUUAGCAAAAUGACGUCAACGAGUCAAUAUGAAAAAGAUUUGGACGCGUUUGCGCCAUAUUAGCGAGCUUAAGCAUGUAGACGGCAACACGACGACGACGGCCAAAAAAAGAAAAACUUGUCGUAUAUUAUAAUUCGUAUAAAGUUAAUACUGUAUAAGAAGCUGAAAACAUUGGCUUUAUGUUUGGGAAGAGCUCUACUGACCGAAUUUUAAGUUGCACUUGUUACGGCUUAUAAUGCAGGCUUUGUAUAAAAGACGUGAAAAUCUGUGAUUUACCGUUGUAAACAGAACGACGACCACGUCUGAAACUCCCCUGAGACUUUAAUUAUUUAUUUCUUUUCAUUGACUCAUUGUAUUUGUUGCCGUCGUCGUCGUGUUGCCAUCCUACAUGCUUAAGCUCCCUAUUACGUAUACUAUGACGACGAGAAUCAUAUUGACUCGCUGACGCCAUUGAUAUGACGACGACGACGGCUGCCGAAGGACUAAGGAAUUGUUUUUUUCUUAAUACAAAUAAAAUACGAAUGGCUUCUUCCACUGAAAGGUUCGCCUUGGGUUCACCUUGGCGAAGCCGAAAUUCAAAAAUUACUGGAAGAUAAAGAUUCGUUAAAUACAAAAAGAUCAACAAAAGCUUCUAGAAUAGAUAAGAACACUUUUCCUAAUUCUUGAUUGGCUGAUUAACGCGGGCGAACAACGAUUAACGCGGGUUGACAGUUUGUUUUGAAUUUUUUAAAUAAAUAAUAAAACAAUUAUUGAAUUCGGUUUUCGCACAAUAUGAAGAAUCAUCAAGCCCUCAGUUUGCCAUUAUCAACCUCAGCCUUCGGCUUCGGUUGAUAACGCCAAACUUCGGGCUUGAUAAUUCUUCAUAUCGUGCUCAACCUCAUUCAAUAAUUGUUAAAUAUUGGGUAUUUCGAGCUAGUGCUGCCUUGAAUUCCAACACUUAAUUAAGUUAAUCUAAGACUGAUACCUCAAACAUUUAAAAGUAGAUUUUACAUUUAUCAGAUUGUCAUUUCCUUUCUCGUUCCCCAAUAACGAAUUAUGGCAUUUCCAACGGUUAAAAAAUAUCACUGUUAUUAACUUUCUUGCGAGCGCUAUAGUUUCAAGCGCAAUUAAAAAUCACAUGACCAACAUCUUUACAGGUCAGUGAAGGAAAAUAUCUCACUAUGAAUUUCUAGUAUCUCAAUAUCAUGUAUAUUAAAUAAAUUUAUGCGUCUUAUUUAUUUAGGCGUCUAAAGGCAGCUGUAGGCAAAAACAAACAAAAACAGAUGAUGCCAUGGCGAGUAACUUUUGAAAACAGACGUACAGGGGUAUGUUACUUUAAAUUGAGAAUUAUUUCAUGACUUGGCGGUGCCCAAUCGAGUUAGUAGGGAGUUUACGAAUGUAAGACGGCGACGGCGACGUCGGGACGACGGCUAUCAAUACAAUGACAUUAAUCCUAUAGCACAAAAGAAAUGAAUAAUUAAAAGCUAUAGCAGGGUUCUUAAGGCCUGUUUACACUUGCAAUUUUGGCUGCGAUUUCUAAUGCGAUUUUCUCCUUCUGAUGCAUGUGAACGAGUAGAGAAGUCGCGAAUGGUCGGAGUACAUGUACAGCAAUAUGAACAAUCAUGACUAAAUUGACUUAUCUACUCGUUCACAUCAAGCAGAAGAAGAAAAUCCCACCUAAAAUCGCAGCAAAAUUUGCAAGUGUAAACGAGCCUUUAGACGUCGUCCAAGCUCUAUUGACAACGGCAAAAUGCAUACAUAUUUUCACGUUUUGUAUAGUACGCUAGCAUUUCAAUCCGUGACAGAUAAACCUAAGUUUUUCAAGCAGAGUUGAUCAACAUUGCUCUCUUAGUCUAGGACCUGUAUAGAUGUUUGUAUGCAUUUCAUUUAGCACAGGUAAUCUCAACUGUUUUAGGGUAAAAUGACCAUGCGGUCAACAUGGCAUAUGUGCCAAAACCUGAAUCCGGGGCGAAAGUCCUGAAAAUGACCCCGCCCUGAAACGGCAGUGCCGACAUAGCUCUAACUUCCGAAAAGCAAAACCGACAGGCUUUCUGAAGUGCUUAUAGUGUUUAGAAGGGUUGCUUUUAGGGGUGGUCAUUGGAAGCAAAAAUUUGUCUAAGUAUAAUAUUUUACUAGAAAAUGACUAUGCACCACCCCAGGUAAAUUGCUGAUUAUGCACAAAAUAACUAAUAUGACAAUGACAAUCCUUAUGAAAACUACAAUAAUUAUAUUAAAUUAAGCAUAGUUUUUCAUCCCAUGAUAAUUUUCUUUAGGAAAUAAGAGCAUUAAAUUUCUGCUAGGCAUAUUAGUUAUUUUGUGCAUAAUCAGCAAUUUACCUGGGGUGGUGCAUAGUCAUUUUCUGGUAAAGUAUUAUACUUAGACAAAUUUUUGCUUCCAAUGACCACCCCUAAAAGCAACCCUUCUAAACACUAUAAGCACUUCAGAAAGCCUGUCGGUUUUGCUUUUCGGAAGUUAGAGCUAUGUCGGCACUGCCGUUUCAGGGCGGGGUCAUUUUCAGGACGGUCGCCCCGGAUUCAGGAUUUGGCACAUAUGCCAUGUUGACCGCCAUGGUCAUUUUACCCUAAAACAGUUGAGAUUACCUGUGCUAAAUGAAACGCAUACAAACAUCUAUACAGGUCCUAGACUAUCUUAUUAAAGCUCUGUUUUACUCUUUCGAAACUAUUUUAAACUAUAUCUCUCGAGGUUGUCCACAAAUUGGAAAUUCCGGGAGUUUCGAAAUUUUUACACCAUUAAAACACUUCCCAACCACGUUGCUGCUUUCCAGUCUUCGACGAGCAAAAACCGCCACCAAAACCAAAAUGGCGGGUUCUCGACCAUUGAAAUGCUUCUGUAAAGUCUGGAUUUACUUCGCCGAAUGAUGAAAGAAGAGAUUUGAGCGACAGAGUAAAAUUCUUCAAAAUUAUAGAAACAGCAUUCCAGAAAUUAAUGUGUUCCAUUUGAUUUUCAAGAAAGAUUUCCGGAAUUUCCAUCAAAUGGAAAGCGCCCAUUAACAAGCCUCCCAUUAUUUACAAAUCACGCUGUAGCGUUCCAGUUUGCCACUGGACAUUCCAGAAACCCAAUCUGGAUUUUUUGUUCAAGUGGAAAGCGCCCAAAAUUUCCCGCGCUUUUUCGGCCUUGCUCAAUCGAUUUAUUCAGCAUGCAUUUCAGCCAAUCGAAAACGUUCUUAUAUAGCAUGUAUAUUAUAAUAGUUUAUUACUAAAUAGUUUAUCCACGGGCUUUAGGACAAAUGCAAUUCGACAACAAUAGUAUUCUAUCUAAAUAGCAGUUAAAAUAAAGUGUACGGCACCUGAACUGUUCAAUAUCUUGCUUCUGUAUCCAUAAAACAUUUACAUAUAUGCAAAUGCUGUAUGUUUUCAAAAUCCGCCAUACUUAUUUACAUUAGAACCCAAGCUUUCGCGAUUCACACGAAAUAUUAACGUCGGUGAUUUUCACUAGUGAUCGUUUAAAGAGGUACAUAAGUGAAGUUAGACAUAAGUCUAUUGUUUUUAUCGAUAUAGUUGAAGUGAACAUACAUAACAAGUUGCUUUUAUCAAUCGUGUAUAACACUUUUCGGGUCUGGGUCAACAAUUUUAAUUUUCUAUCAAGGUUUUGUCUUACUCUAUAACAUGAUAAUUUAGAAUGAUUUUAGAUAUUUUGAAAAUGUACAUUGCUUGGAAAUGAAUUGCAUAUCCCAACUAAAUAUUAAAGCUGUUCUGAAGCAAAUUUUAUAGGUUUUAAAAUGAUCUAAAAGUUUAUACAGAAGUACAGAACCCUAGUGGCUAGUAUUUGUAAACAGCUCCGCUUUCGUUUCUGAAGAUUUAAUUUUUAAAUCUCUACACUUCAGCCGAAAUUUUAAGUUAUUUUUGGUAGCUUUUUCAAUAUCCUUGCCAAUUUUGAGCCAGGUAUGUCCUUUUCUGUCAACUAUAUCGGUAAAAAUAAUAGACUUAUCAGUCUUACGAGUCAUUGUGUACAAGCAGUACUCAGAGUCUAACUUCACUGAUGUACCUCUUUGUACGAUCACUAAGCCUGUGUAUUGCUGUCUAUACAGAUUCAUUGGGGCCAUUCUGAUGAUCACACUGAUGAAUUUGAGAAACAAAAAGAAAAUUUAUACUUUUUAGCAACGAAAUAUGUAAAGAAACCGAGCGAACAAUUCGCUAAAUGUUGACAGUAAAAUAAUGUACAAUCUAAUGAAAAACAAAUAAAAUUUAAACUACGACGAAUAUGAAAACUCAUUUGGCCUAUAUAUAGAAAAAUUUGCUUCAAACUUACCAUAAUACUGGGUAUUUUGGCUUUUAAAAAAUUUCAAAACAAGUAAACAACUCUGAGCUUUCGAGAUUUUCUCCGCAAACUACGUCACAAUCCUGCUGACGUCAACCUUUUUAUAAAGGUCUAUUGCACUAUGAUUACAAAAAAUUGCACUAUGAUUACAGAAAAUUGCACCGUGAUUACAGAAAAUUGCACUACUGUUUGGGAUUAACUGAACUGAAAUCAACCAAUCACAGUCGAGUAAUAUCUUUAUGUAUAUUGUUAAUAUUGUAACAUUGUGAGGUUAGUAUGUUAAUUUAAUACGUUUCCCUCGUGGAAUAAAGUUUUUACUCACUUAUAUAAUUACUUACUUACUUAAUUAAACAUGUUCCUUUAUUAAUUGUCUUAAAUAACUUGAUAAUUAAUUCGAACCCACAGCCACCGCAGUUAUGCAAAUAAUUUUGACUUCUUCCCAGGACGCACGCAUACACGAAGCUCGAUGAUGAAAAAAAUCUUCUUUCCAAACCCACCGAACGCCUGCGGAGGAUAUACGCGCAAGCAGCGCAAGUCUGAAUGCAAUUAUAAUAAAAGUAACCUAAACCUAUCAACUUAGUGGUAUGCAACAAAAUGCUUUUUACAACAAAAUGCAAAUAUUUCAGUAAUUUACUCAGUAGUAUAUGCACUACUAGUACGAUUCGUGGUAAAUUAAGGUGAUACUCUGAUGUGUCAGAGUAAUAUGAAAGUGAAACUAAGUGAUAACAACAAUAUGUAAAUUUUCCAUAUCAAAUGUAUUGUAUCUAAGCGGAAUGAACAUUAGUAAUAUUUUACUUCAGCCCAGUCUAUUUACCGUAUGCGAAGCUAUAUUGUGUAGUGAACACUCGUAAUAUCGUUUUUAGAAAUUACUUCUAAAUACAGUUAGCUGUAUUUGAAAAAGAUUUCUAAAGGCCGUUUUCCACUCCGCCCCUACCGUACCGUAACGUACCGAUGAGCAUGCGCAGCUUGGAGAUGGGUUUUCAAGAUUCGCGUAUCACGGUAGUAUUAAAGUACGGAAGUAUUAACCAAUCAACAUUCAUUUGAUACGUGUCGUUACAUUAUGCUUGAAGUGGAAAACGGCUUUAAACAAGCAAUCGCUUACUCUAAAACAAGAUAUGUUUUUGAAACAAAACACUUCUACUGAAUACUAUUCUCGGCAUUUUCAAGUCUCUUCUUACGAUUAUUUGCGAACGUACGCCGCCCUUAUGGAGAAGAUUGGGCACAUGGAAUUAGAAAGCACAUGUACUGUAAAACAACAACUCGAAUCUGAAAUAUUACUUAAACAUUCAUGCAUUAUAUUGUGUCAAUAUUUAAUUUUAUAAUAUAGCAUUUCUAAAUUCUGAACGCUGAUUGACUAAGCGCCGUGUUGACAAAACUCAAUGUGAACACGGUAGAGAGUGAGAUACUGAAAAAUAGUAGAGAGUGAGAUACUGAAAAAUAAACAGUGAGAUAUUUUCCAUAUCUUCACUAGUGAAGAUAUCGAUCACGUGACUUUUUCCAAUUUGCUCAGUAAGCAUGAAAUUUCACAAUUUUUUGCUUGGGACUAUAUAAUAAACAGAACAUUACACGGUGGCUUGAAGAUAUGACUUUUAUUUUCUCGUGUUAAAAACAAUAUUUUACUCACUCGCUGCGCUCGUUCGUAAAAUAUUGUUUUCACCACUCGAAGAUAAAAGUCAUAUCUUCGCCUCGCCGUGUAAUAUCCUCUAUUUACUAUUUCUAUGUGCAAUAUUAGAGAAAAAUAGAAACGUUUUUCCUUAGUGAUAUAAAGUUAUAUCAACAGGAGUGGAAAUUGGGAAAACGAGAAAUUGUGUGGAAACACGAAUGUAUAUUGUCACACAAAUAUGAAAACAUACAUUGUCCAAUUUUCUGUGUGGUGACUAAUUAUUAUUCAUUAUUUUAUCGCAGAGCAGAGGAGACUCGGUAAACGAUCCACUAGUGACAAUUUCUUUAAAACAUCAAGACCAAAUCUCGACAAGAUCAAGUUCAUCCAGCGUUGAGAAGUUUCCAGAUCGCAGCCAGUUGAAGAAUGAAAACGAGAUAGAAGAAGCUAAUCAGUGCCUUACCAUUUCAAAUGUCUAAUCGCUAACAGCGAAGCAUGGAAACAAGAACAUUAUGUAUAUAAUAUAUUUCCAUAAGUAGUACAGCUUAUACGCUGAAACCUUCUAUGAACCAAAUUAAAUGGCUAGUAAAUUUGUCGCGCUGCGCGCUCGGUCUUCAACACAGUCAAUGGAAGACCUCCCACUCUGUUUUUAACGUGUAUAUUAUAUUGUUUUUCUUCUUACAAAGCGAAAAGCUUAUGCAGGUGCGCAGCUCAUCAGUUUUGCUCCAAGAUAUAUAUAUAUAUAUAUAUAUAUAUAUAUAUAUAUAUAUAUAUAUAUAUAUAUAUAUAUAUAUAUAUAUAUAUAUAUUAUGACAUAAAUUAUAGCAACGGAAGGCAAAAUUUAAGUUGACUCUGCCCGCCCACCUCCAUUAUCUAGUGCACUUUGCCCAGGUCGCAGAGGUUGCCAGGGGCUUCUAUGACGUCAUAAAUCGACGUUGUUAAACGGGAGAAGCGGUGUUCUACACUCUAUUACGCUUUAUUCCAUAUUAUCCGGCAUUGAGGAUUUAUAUUCUCAGCGCAAUCUUAUAAGAAAUUGUAACGGCCUUCGUCGCCCUGGGGCCUCUAACACCGCGGUCGAUGUGGAAAUGGCGGGGAAAAUGUCUGCCAAAAUAAUAGGAGUAAAGAAAAGGGAAAAGAGAAGUAAAUAACACACUAAUCAUUUCCGGGAUAAGAGAAGCGUUUGCUAUUAGGAAAUGGCUGAAGCUAUAAGAUAGGAACUUUCACCAUUUUUUCCUUGUGUCAAGAUGAAGUUAUACUGAGUUUAAACACUCGUAAUUUUCUUUAAACUUUUUCCUAGAGUUUCGUCAAGACAAUACCAUUUCCAGUCUUUUGAGUUCAAGCAGUAAAUACACGCGCACGUUUGACCGCGGUGUUUAUUGAGCUGGGGUCGGGGGCCAACUCUUGCUGGCCUUCCAGUUUGCACAAGAUACGAGGUUGUUAUCCUAAGCUGUAGUACACCAUGAGGCAGUAUAUACUCUGACGUUAAUAAAAUGCCUCAGCAAUGGACCAUUUGCAUUAUAGACUAAAUUUUGAUCUAGACAAAAAUUUCAUCACAGCUUGAAAGAGCACCACAAAAUUAGUAAUAUUCCAAAGUUUCCUUGCGAAAUGUUGUAAAAUGCGGAUAAUAUAGCCAUGCAAAGUUUGCCGUUUUUCAGUCAUUUUGUAUUACGCACGGAAAAUUGACAGCCCAAUCGGGUGUUGGGGCAUCAAUUUCCCGUUUGUAAUACAAAAUGACUGAAAAUUGCAAAUUUCGCAAGGCUAUGUUAUUCGCAUUUUACAACAUUUCGCAACGAAACUUUGGAAUAUUACUAAUUUUGUGACGCUCUUUCAAGCUGUGAUGAAAUUUUUGUCUAGAUCAAAAUUUAGUCUAUAAUGCAAAUGGUCCAUUGUAAAUACAUCAUAUUAAACCGACUUGAAUGUUCUCUAUACAGUACUGAUCAUAGUGUAUCGAGAUAUGGUCUGGAACCUCGGCAAUGAGCUACGGUUUUAUGUUGAAUACGGCUUCACCGUGCACAAAUCAUUUCAAAUUUUGCUUAUUAGCAUUAAUAUUCCAACAGUACGGCAGAAUCAAUGAUUCGACGGGAUGAUGCCAUUGGAUGAUUGCUCCAUUAUGCCAACAAUACAUUGUCUUUCACCGUGCACGUGUACAAGUUUGCAUAAAUACGGACAAAAAGACAGAAAAAAGACUUUGGUCGAGUUUUCAGACAAUAUCUUGAUUCACUAUUAGCUUGGUUUCUCUUUUUUAAAUGCGGGUGGAUGGAAGGAAAAGAGAAGACGAUCUGUUACGAAAAAUUCCUAUCUGCCUGCAUGUAAAAAGCCAAAAUCCAGCUUUUCACCUUAUAGGUCUAUCAUCUGUCUUUUGAUUGGUUAGUGCUCAUUAGAUUAUAAGUUCAUUGUAUAUUUAGUAGUUUUAGUAUUAAUAAUUAGAUGUUGUUGUUAUUGUGUGAAAUUGACAUUUCUCCUGCAACAUUUUCAUUGGAUACUAAUAUGUAAAAUUCGCAAUCGAUUUGAUCAGAAGUUAUUCCGUCUUGGCAUUUCUUUUGCUUGUUCUCCUUACGCCUCGCCGUUCUUUAGCCUUUAGGCCAUAUAAAAAAAAUAGUUGGUUAGCGUCC